This is a messenger RNA of Zerene cesonia (dogface butterfly), 1098 nucleotides long. RefSeq names its product transcription factor Sp9-like. Lineage: Eukaryota; Metazoa; Arthropoda; Insecta; Lepidoptera; Pieridae. The coding region runs from base 1 to 966 and encodes 321 amino acids. Gene Ontology annotation, molecular function: RNA polymerase II cis-regulatory region sequence-specific DNA binding; DNA-binding transcription factor activity, RNA polymerase II-specific. Gene Ontology annotation, biological process: regulation of transcription by RNA polymerase II. The record is from RefSeq and is a predicted model, not a curated record. The transcript has a single exon.
AUGAGUGGCUACGGCUGCGGCUAUGGGCGCAGUGACGCUAUAUCCCCGGCAUCUGACCUUUCGUCGUGCAGCAGUGCCUCUUCAGGGGCAUGGUGUGGAUCUACUUGGCGGGAGAUUCCACCCUACUCCCAGUACCCAGCUUAUUGGCCAACGAGUACCGUGACUGAGGAUGCGAGGGAACUACAACGUCGCUGUGCUAAGUGUCGCUGUCCUAACUGUCUUACUGAAGCCGCCGGUUUUGGGCCGAACUACGGAAAGGACGGUGCAAAGCGCGAACACGUGUGUCACGUUCCUGGUUGUGGAAAAGUAUACGGGAAAACAUCUCACCUCAAAGCCCACCUACGUUGGCACACCGGUGAACGACCGUUUGUGUGCAACUGGCUAUUCUGUGGAAAGCGCUUCACGCGCUCGGAUGAGUUGCAACGCCACUUACGCACACACACGGGAGAAAAGAGGUUUGCGUGCCAGCUAUGCACUAAGCGAUUCAUGCGUUCCGACCAUCUCGCGAAGCAUGUCAAGACUCACGCAAAUGGCUCCAGAAAAGCCAAGAAGCCCAAAGAGGAUGAAAAAAUUGAAGUGAAAGUCGCUGAAGAAAAAUGUGAACAGCCGGUACAAGUAAGAAGUGAAACUAAUGUUCCAGUGUCAUCUAAUAUCGGGAGUUCGAACUAUGGAACAGUGCCAGUUGCGAGUGCGCCGAAACAAAUGUUAAAUUACGCAUCAUCUGCGCCUCACGUCUCUAAUACGAAUAACUUUCAUAGCGGCGCAAUGUUCAGCAACGGUGUUGUUUAUGGCACUGGCUGGUGUACGGAUGUCCGUCAAGAUACAUUAUACAGCCGAUCGCCGGCCAGAGAUCCCCGCUUUUACCAGCAGUAUGCACCGUUAUCCGCUUAUCAAUGUGCUUCUAAAGACAACUAUAUGUUCCAAGGACAUUAUAGCCUACAACCGCCAGUUGCCAUCGGCCAAUAAUAUAAGUGUUCUGUAUUACGCUACGUGUUAAAGACAAUAUGUUUUAGUUUAAUAUGUUUACACUUAGUUAUUGUUAAGUUACCAAUUACAAUGUGAAUGUGAUGUGCCUUCAUAAAUGAAUGUUAUUUUUGU